AUGGUUCAGAAGCAGAGGAAGAUCCGAUUCGAAGGAACUAGUUCUAGUAGCAUUGUAACUGGUCGUAUAGAUGGAAAACUGAACACUAUGGCGUGGAAAAUCCAUAACUUCCUCCAUCUACGUGGUAAUCAAUUCGUUGGCAGCUUUCUCUUCUCCCACUCUGACAGCGCCUCCUUCUAUUCUUCUCCUCCUGAACGCCACUUCCAAACUUCCUUUGUCUUAUGGUGGCAGAAGGCCCAUGGACUCCCUAUGAUAGAUACAAUUCGUAUUUUCAAUGUUGAAAUACUGAACAGCGGACAUCACCAAAACCGUGUCCUCUCUUCGAAAGCUUCUGUCGAGCCUCCACUAUUCUUAGCAUCCUCAGUUCAUUGUGUUUUUAGAGCAGCCCGCAGACAACUUCUCUCAUGGAGGGGCAUAGAGGGGUCAGACUCGGCUUUCAAGUUGUCGAUUCCAGCCACUAUACCUGUUGUAAAAGACCUCUGUGGCCUAGACAUGGUUGAGAGUUAUUUGCAGUGGACAAUGAGUAGGCAGUGAAGGAAUUCUAUGAGUUAGCUACAUUGAGACGCAGGAGCUGUUAUUGUUCAUAUAAAAAGCCAUCACAGUAACACAAGUAGUCGCGAUUGAACCGUUUCUCCUGCUCUCCACUUUUUACUACGAAACAGAUCGUAAAAGGAUGAGAAUGUACAUUCAAUGGGGGUCAUUGUCGUACUGUUGCCUUUUGACCCUUUU
This is a messenger RNA of Tripterygium wilfordii, 729 nucleotides long. Its product is annotated as indole-3-acetaldehyde oxidase-like. The coding region runs from base 1 to 534 and encodes 177 amino acids. Lineage: Eukaryota; Viridiplantae; Streptophyta; Magnoliopsida; Celastrales; Celastraceae. The transcript has 5 exons. The record is from RefSeq and is a predicted model, not a curated record. Gene Ontology annotation, molecular function: iron ion binding; oxidoreductase activity.